AUGGGUUAUAAUUACUCAUUGGCUGAAUACAUCGACUCGAAAGAGACAAACGUAUCGGUGUUCUUGAAACGAGGUGUGUUCGAUGAUGAAUUGGGAGAUGAUCAGGGUUUCCGAAGAGCUGGACAUUUGCCUGUAUCUGGUCUAAUUAAGGAUUCAGACCUUGUUACUAGUGAUCCCGAAGAUUUAGCAAUGGCAGAGAGAUCAGGUAGAAGGCUGGAUGAUUCAGUAUUACAUUCUAACGAUAAAAGCAACUUUGAGGGCUCCCUGAUGAAGCUAACAGCGAAAGCGCCUGCUGCUACUGAACCCCCUCCUACGUAUAAAGACGAUGAAGAAAUAGUUGAAUAUGUGAAAAAGUUUUCCACUGACUCUUUGGAUCAGCUAAAAGCAAUUCAGAGUCUCAUGAAUAUGAGAAAAUCGGGCGACCGUAGAAUCACAAUAAAUUACGAUAAGACAACCACAUUGGACCCAAGGAGAAAUAAUUUAUUAAUGGGGAGAAGAAUGAUGAUCGAACCAGAGUCACCUGAAAACAAUCACGUUUAUAUAGAGAAAGCUGCUAUACCAUACGAACGCUUCAAUUUUAAAGAGAACCCUAUUAGGACAGCAGUACCUGGCAGUUUUAUUGGCGAGUCCGCUAAUUGGUUGCUACCGAAUAAUAUAGAAAAAUCAUAUAGAGGGACACUGUAUAGUAAUGAAAUGUAUAAUGACUUCCACGCUACUACGCCCGGUUACCCUAAACCUAUAAGAUACAAAACAGGUGUUGAAAGGCCAACUUUGCCAAAUCAAGGUGUGUCAAAGCAAACACCAUCAUUGCAAUCAGAUAACAUACCAAGAGGGGAAAUGGACGCUAGGAGAUUGGACAACUCAGAACUCAAUAGAGUUAAAGAUAAGCUGCUAAUGGACAAAGCUAUGUUUCCCAGUUUCAAGAACAUAGAUAAUGAGAACUUGGAUAAACAAGAUCUAGACAGGUCUGAGGAAGCUGAUUACGAAGAGGAAGCUAAACGAGGUAUUCGAGUAAGAAAGAAGCGAAAUAUUCAUUCAAACGAGGUUAUCAUAAAAGAAACCAUUUAUACUUUACCCAUUGGAACAUCCGGUAAUUAUAUUAAAGUCGAACACGAUAGAAAAACUGGUAAAGGAUCUGUGGAUAGAGAAAAUCAGAUAAUAUCUGAUGAUAUAAAAUAUACCGAUAGUAUGACUGAAGAAAUGAGAAAAAACAUUUUAAAUUUGACGGAUAAUCUUGAUCAUGGUAAUAGUAUUUUUAAAAUGAAAUUGAAGAAUACAACAAUGGAAAUGAUAAAUAAUACAAUGAACCAUAGUGAGUUUACUCCUAUUACCGUAACAAAGAAACCGAUUAAAUCUAUUUUAUCGUUACUAAAAUCUCAUUAA
This is a messenger RNA of Diatraea saccharalis (sugarcane borer), 1383 nucleotides long. The record is from the annotation of a GenBank genome assembly. Lineage: Eukaryota; Metazoa; Arthropoda; Insecta; Lepidoptera; Crambidae.